Messenger RNA from Lampris incognitus (smalleye Pacific opah), 3792 nucleotides. RefSeq lists its product as uncharacterized. The coding region runs from base 229 to 2247 and encodes 672 amino acids. The transcript is spliced from 8 exons. The record is from RefSeq and is a predicted model, not a curated record. Gene Ontology annotation, cellular component: nucleus. NCBI's taxonomy places the organism in Eukaryota, Metazoa, Chordata, Actinopteri, Lampriformes, Lampridae.
CGCAGCUGUGAAGAAGACGACCCAGAAAGCUAGCAGCGACGGUUGGGGGAUACAAAGGUGGCCGCUGAAGUGCGUCGUCGCUGUUAUGGUUCAGGUCGCCGGCGCCUCUAACGUCGACUGAGCUUGUGUGGGCAGCAGAGCGGCGUAAACACCCACCCACCCCACUCCACCCACAGGACACACCAGCCAGCGACGGGUCAGCCGAGUCGCCCCGCUAGCCUCGUAACGAUGUCGAACCGUCUCGCCUUCCAGACGCAGCUCGCCUCCAUCAUGGAGGUUUUGGCCAACGCGGCGGUCGCCGAAAUAUGCAAGCUGGUGGACGACGACUACGCGGUCGUGAGUCUGCAGAUGUCCCAGUGUCAGAGGGAGAAUAAAGCGCUGAAGAGGAAGCUCCACUUGCUGGAGCUGAAAAUGGCCCGCGGAUACGCCGAGAGGAGGCUCCGGGAAAGUGCGCUGAACAACAGCCGACCGAAGGUGCACUUGGCCGACAGGCUGCGGGGGUCGUCGUCCGCCACUGAUGGAGUUUUCGAAAGACAGAUGGACAUGGGUUUGUGGUCUGGCAGAGUGGCUGCGGAAGACGCAGGGAGUGAGCCAAUGCAUUCAAGUACCAUCCAGGAUAAGUCGCCAGAUGUGGAGCUGGUGGAGUCGAAGCCGCUGCCAGUGAAAGAGGAGUUGGAUGGAGAGAUGCCAGUAGAUGGAGAAAUGGAGGAAGGCAUUCCCCUCAUAGGAGAGGAUGGGAUGGUGGAAUGUGGCCCCCGUGGAGGUCGGAGAGCCAGCCUUCAGCACCAGGACUCCCACACAACUUCCUGCCAGACCCAGAUGUCACCCCUCCUCCCCCAGCCGCAGGCUCAACCCCACAAGGCCAGGCACCCCGGUGGCAGCAGCAACAGAGGAGUGGAGGCUGCAGCCGUGCAGAGAGAGGAGGAGCCAGACGUCGUUCUGGUCAAAGUGGAGGAGGCAGAGACUGUGACGAAAGCCCAGAUGGGUCUCAGCAUACAGGAGGGAGUGGUGGAGUCCAGCACAGAUGACCUUAAAGGUAUACUGCCAUUUGAUGAGACCGCCCAAAACCCAAACCAACAACUCUCGGGCUUCCAGGAAUCUGGGCAGGGCUUCUCAGAGUCUGCGGUUCCAGCGGUCACUUCUUUGGUAACAGAGGAGGAUGUUGUCUGUACCCAGUUGAAGGCGUCGGACCCCAACACGCCAGCCAAUUCAAACCAGCAACGUGGAUCGGUUGACAACAACAACACGCUCAGCUCCGAGUACUCCUUGUUUGGCCUAGAGACCCUCUUCUCACGCUGGGCCCCUGCUGAUCCGACAGUAUCGCCCCCUGGUGGUCCGUCAUGUUCCUUCCCUAAAGAGGACGCAGAAGAGCCCGAGCAGGAUGCUGUUAUCAUUGUAGAGGCCGAGUCGCAGCCUGAACUGGUGCUGCGACCCCCACAAGAGUCGCCUGGAGAGGGAAGCCAGGGUUUCUUCUCUCUGGCACGGCCCAGUAAAGUUCACGUUCAGUCGCCUGUCUCACAAGCUGGGACAUCGGUGUCCAUCUCUUCACGAAUGCAAGACCCAUCCUCUCAGAUGCCCUGGAGCAAACCGACAGCCCCAAUGAGAACUGCAAAGACCCAGCCGCUGCCACAGCAGCUGCAUUUUUAUGGCAACAGGAUGACCCAACAACAACCACCACCACACCAACAUGGCAUCCAGCCACCGCACAACACAUUAACGACUACCACUACUGCCGUUAGUAAUAAUAUUAGUGUUGGUACGACACGUAUUAGUAAUAGUUCAACCUGUAGGACUAUGGGCUCCUCUGUGGUUCCCCAGUUAGGUUUACCUAUACGGGGAGUAACGUCAACACUUAAGGGUGCCAUGCAGCCAACGGGCCUUUUGCUUGCACGGCACCAGAGGAGCUACCAGGCAGCCAGUAGCUUGGCCGGUGAGCGACGCAGGAGGAGCUACGUGUGCCGAGCCUGCGGCAAAGCCUUCGCCGGCCUUUCAAACCUGGAAGCCCACCAGCGCGUCCACACGGGGGAGAAACCCUUUCACUGCACCACCUGUGGGAAAUGUUUCUCAGAGGCGGGGAACCUGAAGAAGCACCAGCGAGUUCACACCGGGGAGAAACCGUACAGCUGCGACCAGUGUGGGAAGCGCUUUGCCUGGAUCUGCAACCUGAGGACACACCAGCAGUCCGCCACAGGCUGUGGACCACAGCCAAGGGAAGGCGGCGGAAGUGUUGGCGGUUUGGAACAGUGAAGGGCAGUGAAUGGCAGGCAUAUUGUUCCUUAUUUUCACCAUUUUAAUUUGUUUGCCUCCCGGGCCCGUAUUAUUAACUGUAAAGUAAUAUACUAUGUAGUGUUCGGUGGGGAUAAGAGGAAAGAGCUGGAGUGAGGCUGGGAUGAGUGCGUUGGGAACUGGUUUUGAAGAGGAGAAACCGUGCCAUAAUGGCACGUCAACACUAUUUUGAGGGCAACGUUCCAUUCACGGAGGCAAGCUCAUUUUCUUAAGUAAGACCAAACCCAGGCAAUCUUUUCGAGGAUCUGGUUGAUAUUUGUGUCCCUUAGUGAGGAGGUUAUGUCCCAGUUAUAUGCAGCUUGUUUGGAUUAACUAGCCACAUGUUUGUAGUUCUUUGGGGGGGGGGGUUUCUCUCUCUCUCUCACUGUUAUGUGUCCUUAACAGAUGAUGAAAAACAUUUAAUCAAACAGAAUUAUGGUCUGACUGUUAUUCUCAUUAAAGAGGAAUUUGCUACAUGUAAUUAUGUCAUCUAACACUACAUUUAUUAGUUGUGGGAACUCUCUAAUGCAAAGGUUAUGGGCUGCAGUGAAAGAAAUACAGCGAUCAGAUCAGCUGAAACACUAAAACCACCGACAGGUAAGUGAAUAACACUGAUUAUCUUGUUACAGUGGCACCUGCCAAGGGGGUGGGAUAUGUUAGGCAGCAAGUGAGCAGCCGGUUCUUGAAGUCAGUGUGUUGGAAGCAGGAAAGUGGGCAUAUGUUAGGCAGGUGGUUUUAAUGCAAAGGCUGAUCGGUGUACUUGGGCUGUUGAGGUGUAACUAACUCCCAGAUAGCAAUGUUGUACAGCAACUCGCUCGACAUUACAAUAACAGUUCAAUGGCAGCUAGUUUCAGGUAUAUACCCGUGGUAGCUACAACUUCACAUCUUAAAGUUUCUGUUAAAGUUUUACAAGUUUUAAUGUGAUAUUACUGUUUCACCUAGCAUUUUCAUCCCCCCCCCCCCCGAUACAUGCACUUUCAGAGUAGCUUCAGCACUCUCGACCACCACCUGUUUGUUUUUCCAUCUCACUACCUAAAGGUCCAAUCUGUGCUAUUUUUUUAACCAAAUAAAACCGAGGUAUAUUUACGUAAAUGGGUUUGAAGAGUUUGAGUUAUAGAUUGAAAGUAAGCAUUUUGUUUCUUGAUCAACUUACCAUAGCUGAAGUGAUGGGACUGUUUUACUCCAAAGGUUUGAACCAUUAUUGAUGUAAGCUGACUUCUUACAGCAUCAGAAAACACUAGAAACUCCGAUUUAGUUGUUGUUUAGUGUUAGUUCUUGUAUUAAGAAACGUGUCAAUAAAUUUGGAAGUGACCUCAGGCUCCAAUCCUGUGCUUUGCAUUUAGGUAAUGGGGCAGCCCUUUUGUUUACGACUGGAUCAGGGAUUGUACCUUUAACGAACACUACAGCCAUGUGUACUUCCUACAGGAUUUCUAUAGUAACUCUAUAGGAACACUCUCGGGACACUUUUCUAUGCUGUAUAGUGUGGCUAUAGCGUUUGUAAAGAAAUGUCAUAAAAAAAAGAAAAAC